Molecule: messenger RNA, 1399 nt
Organism: Capsella rubella
Lineage: Eukaryota; Viridiplantae; Streptophyta; Magnoliopsida; Brassicales; Brassicaceae
Product: homeobox protein knotted-1-like 2
Exons: 5
Coding region: 152-1114 (320 amino acids)
Biological process (GO): regulation of DNA-templated transcription
Cellular component (GO): nucleus
Molecular function (GO): DNA-binding transcription factor activity, RNA polymerase II-specific; DNA binding
Source: RefSeq, a predicted model, not a curated record
ACUUGGCCAAGUCUUUUUUCAUUGUCUUGUUGAACCGGCGGUUUCAUAUUUUCUUUCAACUCUCUUAUUUUCGUGCUGGUUCAGUAGUAAGCAAAACAACUAAACAAGCCAAGGCUGGUGCGGAUCGCAGAGACGUAUCAUAUUCAUACUUAUGGAUAGAAUGUGUGGUUUCCGUUCGACGGCAGACUACUCGGAGAAACCGGCGCUGAUGAUGAUACCGUCCGAUUACCAGCCUUUGCUCUGUUCAUCAGCCGGAGAUAAUCGUCAGUUUGUAUCCGACGAACUCGCUACCGCUUUGUCGUCUGAGAGACCUUCGACAGCUCCGCGUAUUCGAAAACCUGAGGAUAACUUCUCGCUCGGCUUGAUCAAAUCGAAGAUUGCUUGUCAUCCUUUGUAUCCUCGCUUGCUCCAAACCUAUAUCGAUUGCCAAAAGGUGGGAGCACCGAUGGAGAUAACGUGUAUUUUGGAAGAGAUUCAGAGAGAGAACGAUGUGUACAAGAAGCGAGAUGCUACUCUAAUGGCUUGCUUUGGAGAUGAUCCUGAUCUUGACGAAUUCAUGGAAACCUACUGUGAUAUUUUGGUUAAAUACAAAUCUGAUCUCGCGAGGCCGUUCGAUGAGGCUACUAAUUUUUUGAACAAGAUCGAAACGCAGCUUCAGAACCUGUGCAUUGGUCCCGUGUCAGUUACAGGACUUUCAGAUGAUGGAAUGGUCUCAUCUGACGAGGAACUAAGAGAAGAUGAUGAUAACGUAGAAGCACAUGAAAGCCAACAAAUAAGCAAUGACCGGGAUCUCAAGGACCAACUGCUGCGUAAGUUCGGUAGCCAUAUUAGUUCAUUGAAACUCGAGUUCUCUAAGAAGAAGAAGAAAGGAAAGCUACCAAGAGAAGCAAGACAAGCGUUGCUCGAUUGGUGGAGUGUUCAUUAUACAUGGCCUUACCCCACUGAAGGUGACAAAAUAGCUCUGGCUGAAGAAACGGGUUUGGAUCAAAAACAAAUCAACAAUUGGUUUAUAAACCAAAGGAAACGUCAUUGGAAGCCUUCGGAGAACAUGCCGUUAGCAAUGAUGGCCGAUUCUAGUGAAUUAUUAUUUACUGAGAAUGAAAAAGAGACAUGAGAAUUCACAUGUAGUACGUUGUAUGAUUUUACAAUUGAUUUCCCAAGGUAAAAAAACGAGUAAAAGGCUUUGGCAUUACAUGGGACGUCAUCGCCAAAAUGUAUAGGUUAUAUGUUUUCGUAUUAGAAAUAGUGGCAAUGUCAAAGACCCUCAUCCUCCAAUGGUCCAAAUUGAUAGCUUACUGAUUUCUUUGAACCUUAGAUAGAACUAAUAAUUUAUUUUCAUCAGGUUCUUGUCAUUGUUCACAACUAAAACUAGUUCGUGUUAUCGUAUGGUUAAUGUGUA